UUGUUUUUUUCCCUCACUCAGCUUAGCAAGACAAGCGAAAUCCUCCUCCUCUGCAAUGGCCGCCUCUGCAACUCUCUUCCUCUCAUUUCCUUCUUCAAUCCAAUCAAAAUCUCCCAAUGUUUCCAUCUCUGCUAUCUUCAUUUCAAACCCCAAAACCCCAAAAUUUCAUCAUCCCGCUUCAAUUUCUCAGAUGGGUGCUGGCCUCUCCUCACCUUGGAGUGGUUUGAAGCAUUUGGGUAUCUCAAUCAGCCAAAGAUAUGUGAAAAGAGAGAAGGGAAGGUGUAAAGGUAGGGUUGUUUAUGCUUCUUUGUUUGGUGUUGGAGCUCCAGAGGCUCUGGUUAUAGGAGUGGUGGCUUUGUUGGUCUUUGGUCCCAAAGGUCUUGCUGAGGUAGCUCGGAAUUUGGGGCAGACUCUCCGUGCUUUUCAACCCACAAUUCGAGAACUUCAGGAAGUAUCCAGGGAUUUUAAAAGCACACUGGAGCGGGAGAUUGGUCUUGAUGAAGUUGCAACUUCAAUAAAGAGUACUGUUAACUCCACACCCUCAUCCCCGACUGAGAAGCCACCGGCCAAGGUUGACCCAAAUGGGACCCCACCCACAAACAGCUUGUCUUCCAGUGAAGAGGCACUGAAAGCCACAGAAGAGAUACCUACGGUGCCUGUUGCUGAACAGCAAGCAGAGGCAACAGGUUCACCUGAAGAGCAGUUGACAGCAUCCGUAGCAACACAGCAAGUGGAGGCACCCACAACUGAAGAGCAGCCAACAGGAAUUGCAGCUGAACAGAAAGCGGAGGCACCCACAACUGAAGAGCAGCCAGCGGUAAUUGCAGCUGAACAGAAAGCGGAGGCACCCACAACCGAAGAGCAGCCAGCGGUAUUUGCAGCUGAACAGAAAGCAGAGGCACCCAUAAAUGAGGAGCAGCCAACAGUAAUUGCAGCUGAACAGAAAGCAGAGGCAUUACCUUCAUUUGAGGAACCGCUUCAAGCUACUAAUGAAAUUUCAGUUGGAGCAACUGCAUUUGAGAAGCGAGAGAACGAGAGGUGAGAGGUGAAAUUGAGUAAGCGAAAGGUUGAUCAGCCAAUGAGCUUUUGGUCCACUUGUUUUGAUCUUCCACAUGAAUUUACAUCAUCGGAACUUAAGGAAUCCUCAUGGAGAUUAUUUUUGUACAACACCACUGUAAGUGCUCAUAGAAGGCACCCCCUUGUAUUAAUGUUGGAUUAGUCAGUCUUUUCUUUUUCUUCUUUUAUUUAGUAACAAAGCAUUCGGUAAUCAAUUCAUAAA
Messenger RNA from Magnolia sinica, 1279 nucleotides. RefSeq names its product sec-independent protein translocase protein TATB, chloroplastic. Bases 56 to 1042 code for a protein of 328 amino acids. Gene Ontology annotation, biological process: protein transport. The record is from RefSeq and is a predicted model, not a curated record. Lineage: Eukaryota; Viridiplantae; Streptophyta; Magnoliopsida; Magnoliales; Magnoliaceae. The transcript has 6 exons.